Onychostoma macrolepis is the source of this 3981-nucleotide messenger RNA. RefSeq names its product centrosomal protein 85 (gene cep85). Lineage: Eukaryota; Metazoa; Chordata; Actinopteri; Cypriniformes; Cyprinidae. Bases 258 to 2564 code for a protein of 768 amino acids. The transcript is spliced from 14 exons. Gene Ontology annotation, cellular component: centrosome. The record is from RefSeq and is a predicted model, not a curated record.
UGACAAGCGAGCAAAACGCAGAAGAAGAACUAGAAUAACGGUUGAAAAAAAAGAGUCCCGAGUUUCAGUGGCGCUGCGGCGGGUAUUUGAAGCUCGAGGCCGCUUAUACUUUGACUAUUGUGUGUUAUUGAUGUUAGCAUCCAGUCAGCGUCUCUCGGGUAAUGAAGCACAUUAUUGUUCCUCUGGGUUGUGUUCGUGUCAUUAUUAUCUUUAGUAAAGACCCUUUCAACCCGUGAGUUAAGGUGGCUGCCACAGGAAUGACCACUUCACAGAAAUACCAGAACCCCAAACUUGCAGGACAUUCUGACACGGAAUGGCUGACACCUGCUGUGUCUGAGAAGUUCCAGAGCCGUUUUGGAUGGCGGCCCAGCACAGCGGACAGUGGGGACAUGGGCCUGGGUACCUCUGACCACACUGAAGACAUCUGCAGCACUAGCAGCAGUCCCUCUUUCCAGCCCAUCCGCAGUCAGAUCCCCAUCCCCACCGCCCAUGUCAUGCCCUCCACGGCCGGAACUCUGGCCUCCAAGCUCAAGCCGCGUGCUUCUGAAGAGGGCCGGGUGUCCUCCAGCUCUUCCAGCUCCAAGUCAUCCCUCCCCAAAUCUGCAUCCUCCCCCAACCUGGAUGCUCAGCACGAUGGAAAUUUAGACACGACUGCGGUCAAGCCUGAUUGCCUGAGCCGAUACCGCAGCCUGGUUAAUGGCCUCGAUCACUCGCUCUUCCCCUCCGGAGAUCAGACGCGGCUGGAUGAAGCCCAGGAGUUUGAGGUACCUGCCAUGGAGCCAACGCUUAAUCAGUCGGCUCUGCUCGGGGGACUUUGCCAUGAUGUACGGCAACAGCUGCAAAUGACCGGGCUUGGGGACAAUACAGGCUUGCUGGAACAGACCUAUAAAGUGCUACCAGAGGUUAGGGCAGGUCUCAACUGUCCCUUGGACCCAUACGGCCAGAGGAACAUUCAUCCAGGGUCUGGUGCUUCUGCCAGGAUGUUUUCCGUACCUCAGGGCCUGCAGACUCAGGCUCUCCUGAGGGACCAGGCCAACACUGGAGCUUAUGAUCCACUACUGCAGGAACGCUGUGGUGAACUGGCCAGCUGGCAGCAGCAGAAGCAGAAACUCGAGAGUCUGCGGCUACAGGUGGAACAAAUGCAGUUAAUGACAGGAGGAAGUGGACAGUAUGCAUCUCUCUAUCCAGCAACCUCUCACACUGAGAACAGCAAGUGGGAUGCUGUCAUUACAGCCAAUGAGAACUUGCUAAAAGAGAAAGAACUUACCAUUGAAAGGCAGAAGCAGCAAAUGUCUCAGCUGGAACAGCGUCUCAGAGAGAGUGAGAUGCAGGUGCACAGUGCCCUCAUGGGACGUGGAGCCCCUUACACCGAUGUGUGUCUGUUGAGACUGCAGGAAGCCCAGCGGGAAAACGCUUUUUUGCGAGCCCAGUUCGCCGAACGCAACGACUGCUUUGCCAAGGAGAAGCUAGAAGCGGACCGGAGACUGGGUGCAGUGGAAGCAGAGACGCAACGUCUGAACGAGGUCUUGAAAGAGAGCAGUGAAAAACAUGCAGAGGAGCUAAAGAAACAAGAAGAAAGGAUCCGAAGUCGAGACAAGCAUAUCAACAGCUUGAAAAAGAAGUGUCAGAAGGAGUCGGAGCAGAACAGAGAAAAACAGCAGCGGAUUGAGACGCUCGAGCGAUAUCUGGCUGACCUUCCCACCAUGGAAGACUACCAGGCCCAGCACAAAAAGCUGGAGGAGGCAGAGGAGAGAACAGCUCAGUUGCAGGCCACUGUCAGAGAUCUGGAAGCCAAACUGGAGGAGGCCCGCAGUGCUGUGCGCAACAAAGAGAUCCACCUGGAAGAACAGAGACGCAAGGAGAGAGAACUGCUCACAACAGUCACCAGUCUCCAGAACAGAGUGCAGGAGAGCCUUGAGGAUGGAGUGAGAUUGCCUUCUCUUGACAUAGAGAAGCUACGAGAAGAAAACACUACCUUGAAAGAGGAGCAACAGCGACUCAAAAAGGUCAUUGAAAAGCAACUCAGGAUAAUGGAGCAGCUUGGCUCACAGAUCAGGACUCUGGAGGAGCAGCUCUCUCAGGAGGAGAGCAGUAGUCAGGCCCUACGAGAGGAAAUGGCAGAGAAAGAGGAGAGUCUGCUGCAGUUACGCACCGCUAUGAAAGAGCUCUCAGCACAGAACCAGGAGCUGAUGGAACAUAAUCUGACACUGCAAGAGCGUCUUCAGGGUGAGGAGGCGCCGAGUGGCCAUGGUUUGCUCCCUGUGGGAGCCCGCCUCACCCAGAAGCUGUAUGGUGAGAUGGCCGCCUGUCUGUGUGACCUCCGCUCCCUCUGCAACGUCCUCACCCAGCGGGCUCAGGGCCAUGACCCAAACCUCUCCAUGCUGCUUGGCAUUGCCUCAGCUCCCCCUCCAGUGGGAGAGCAGUGGGAGGACUGGCUGAGCCCUGAGGGGCUGCAGAAGAAGCUGCAGGAAGCUCAGCAGCUCCGUCGAGACGUCGAGGAACUGAGAACCACAGUCUCUGACCGCUACGCUCAGGAUAUGGGAGAAAACUGCAUAACUCAGUGAGCUCGGACAGUACAGCUUUUGCUCAAAUGAGGGUAACUCCACAUCACGAGUGCCUUUAAAGACACUACAAUCUCUAGUAACACAAACCUUCUUCAUGAAGGAUUAGCGACACUAAGGACACUAAUCUCGCAAACCAGAGGGCUAUUUUUAUACAUAAGAUAUUUUUCUAAGAUUUCGAUGACUGUGUGCAGUGGAAAGAGAAUGAUUUAAUAUAAACCUUUCCAUGUAUUUGGGAACGUCUGUGAUGAAGUUGACAAUCAACUGAAAAUAUUUAAUCUUUUGGUGCAACAAGGCGCGGUGUGUUUUUUACAAUGGCAAAGUGAGUGAUGCUUGGUUGUGUGUAACAAGAAGACAUUAACUGGUAUCCAUCAUCUUACAGUAAACCGAACGUACCACAUUAAACAUGGAAUGUAAGGCUGAGGAAAUAUUUGGCCACCUCUGGCUGUUUGAAAUUACACCAGCAGAUCUUGUGUAUAAAGUUGUUGGAGAAUAGACAUUCCCUAAUAUUAUAUAAUAACCAAAGUUCAACGUGAUCAAAGACAGACCUAUCAGAACAGUUUCCAUAAUGCUGUAAAGAGUCUUGGUGUACUCGGUAUUAUGCAGACCAAUAAAUGGGGACAUUUUAAAGCAAGAGGGGGCUGUAAACAUUAUAUUAAAUUCUGGUUGUCUGUUAAAUUUAAAAAAGUUCAUAGAAUACCGUUUAAGUUUAGGAUCUCUUAAUUGCAGUGUAACUGAUCAUAUUAUCUGUAUUUUUCUCGAGAAUCCUGUGACAUUAUUAGGUUCUUUGCUGCUGCAAAAUUAACACUAAAAAAAUGUAUUCUUUUUGGCAUAAUUUGAACUGGUGGCAUUUGUUUGUGUGUUGGAGUAUUGAGGGGCAGUACUGUCUUGCCAAUAAAAUAACAGGAUAUAUGAUGUGCUCUGUCAUAAUCCAUGAUGUAUUUGCUGUCUGGUUCAUAAUUGGUUUUAUCAGCUAUAAAAAAAAAAAAAAAAAGCCACAUCAUUGAAUCAACACAUAAGAGGAAACCAACUGGUGAAGCAAAUAUUGUAUUGGUGAAUGUCAAACAUUAGAGCAGAUGCCUUGCGUUCAGGGAAGUUACCUGUAUUUGCUGCACAACAUGUCAAUGUAAACACUAAUUGUCUUUCUUUACAGUAAUGUGUGACUGCCGAGGUGUUGGGAUUCUAUUAUAAAAAGGGACCAUUAUUGUUGGGAGUGUUUUAUUGGUAAAUUGAUUUAUUCUGGUCCGGAAACAUCACUAACAAGUGUGAAUGUAAUUUGACAAUGCACCAGAUGUUUUUUAUAUUGUAAGAUCUCUUUCAGGUUUAACAGAAAACCAGCCAGGCAAACCUUAUGCCAAAAACUUUCUAACAACACUAAAUGUUUAUGUUUAUAUAUAUGUAUAUGUGUAUGUCUUAAGCU